UUUCCCCCACACAAGGUCAUCCACACGUGUAUGGUGAAUCUGAUGAUCCAUUUCAGUUGCGACAAUCCUUCGAACAGGGGUUAGGGAGCUGUCUCUUGUAUCUGAACCCACAGUAACCCUAUUUAUUCAUAAUAUUAGCAACGUGAAAGUGUCUGAAAUGGCGAGGGGAAGUCGCAGUCGUCCGUCGCCUUCACCAGCAAGCCACCCUGCUCACUCCUAUGCCCCCGCUCCAGCCCCGCCCCCUCCCUCCGCCCUGGCGCCGGCGGCGGCGGCCCAGCCCAAGCAGCCGGGCCUGAUGGCCCAGAUGGCCACCACGGCCGCGGGCGUGGCGGUGGGGUCGGCGGUGGGGCACGUGCUCGGCGGCGCCCUCACGGGAUCCUUCGGCGGGGGCAGCGGCUCCGGCAGCAGCGCCCCAGAGGCCGCCAAACCCGCUGCCUACCAGGAGCCCCCCCGUGCAGCCCCUCCCCCACCAGGUCCCUGCCAUUUUGAAGUGAGGCAGUUCCUGGACUGUGCCACGACCCAGAGUGACCUCACUCUGUGCGAGGGCUUCAGCGAAGCACUGAAGCAGUGCAAGUACUCACACGGCGUGACAUCACUGGUUUGACGGAAUGGACGGUGAUGGAAAACAAGACAAAACACUCAAAUGGCAUUGAACUGCUCUCACUAUGAGCUCUUGGACAUUAGCAUAAACUCAUCUGCUCUGCUGUAACAGUUGGUGUCAACAUGAAAUGCACAGGAUUUUUAGCACUGUACUGUAUAUUAGGUUGUAAAAUAAAAGUUCAUUUUAAACGUG
Messenger RNA from Anguilla rostrata (American eel), 793 nucleotides. RefSeq names its product coiled-coil-helix-coiled-coil-helix domain containing 10 (gene chchd10). Gene Ontology annotation, biological process: mitochondrion organization. The transcript has 4 exons. The record is from RefSeq and is a predicted model, not a curated record. Lineage: Eukaryota; Metazoa; Chordata; Actinopteri; Anguilliformes; Anguillidae. Bases 158 to 604 code for a protein of 148 amino acids. Gene Ontology annotation, cellular component: mitochondrion; nucleus.